AUGGCCUCACCCUUCUUCUCCCUCGAGGGCCAGACCGCUCUCGUCACCGGUGGCACCCGCGGCAUCGGCGCCGCCGUAGCCAUUGGCCUCGCCGAGGCCGGCGCCGACGUCCUCUUGGUCCAGCGCGACGAGUCCAACCCUUCCACAAGAGACGCCAUUCUGAAGCUGGGUCGCAAAGCCCAGAUCUACACCGCCGACCUCAGCUCCCAGGAGAGUGUCGCCGCCCUCGUUCCCAAGGUCCUGAAGGACGGUCACGAGAUCCGUAUCCUCGUCAACUGCGCCGGCAUCCAGAAGCGUCACCCGUGCGAGAAGUUCCCCGAUGACGACUUCAACGCGGUUAUCCAAGUCAACCUCAACUCCGUCUUCACCAUCACCCGCGACGUCGGCGCGCAUAUGCUCACCCUCGAGCCCUCCCCCGUCACCGGCCGCAGGGGCAGCGUCAUCAACUACGCCUCUCUGCUCUCUUUCCAGGGUGGCUUCACAGUCCCCGCCUACGCUGCCUCCAAGGGUGCUGUCGCCCAGCUGACCAAGAGUUUCGCCAACGAGUGGACCUCCAAGGGCAUCACCGUCAACGCCAUCGCCCCCGGCUACAUCGAGACCGAGAUGAACACGGCGCUUCUGAACGACAAGGAAAGGCUUGCCAGCAUCAGCGCCCGUAUCCCCGCCGGCCGCUGGGGCACGCCGGAAGACUUCAAGGGCACCUCGGUGUACUUGGCUAGCAGGGCGAGUGGCUACGUGAGUGGUCACGUCUUGGUCGUUGACGGCGGCUGGAUGGGUCGGUAA
Colletotrichum karsti is the source of this 783-nucleotide messenger RNA. Its product is annotated as 2-deoxy-d-gluconate 3-dehydrogenase. NCBI's taxonomy places the organism in Eukaryota, Fungi, Ascomycota, Sordariomycetes, Glomerellales, Glomerellaceae. The record is from RefSeq and is a predicted model, not a curated record. The coding region runs from base 1 to 783 and encodes 260 amino acids. The transcript is spliced from 2 exons. Gene Ontology annotation, molecular function: oxidoreductase activity, acting on the CH-OH group of donors, NAD or NADP as acceptor.